This is a messenger RNA of Episyrphus balteatus (marmalade hoverfly), 2089 nucleotides long. RefSeq names its product replication protein A 70 kDa DNA-binding subunit (gene RpA-70). The transcript has 8 exons. The record is from RefSeq and is a predicted model, not a curated record. Gene Ontology annotation, biological process: DNA recombination; DNA replication; DNA repair. Gene Ontology annotation, cellular component: nucleus. Gene Ontology annotation, molecular function: DNA binding. Bases 147 to 1991 code for a protein of 614 amino acids. NCBI's taxonomy places the organism in Eukaryota, Metazoa, Arthropoda, Insecta, Diptera, Syrphidae.
AAAAAUUGCAUUCUACCUACAACAGCAAACAGCUAUUUAGCUAUCUUUUGUGUCUUGUUCUUGUGAAAUAUAACGCAAAAUUGUUUCCUGUUUAUUUUAUUUAUUAAAAUUAUCCAAAACAAAGAAAAACUAAAAAAUUAUAAACAAUGGCAAUCUCACCUUUAUCUACAGGAUGUAUGGAGAUGAUUAUGACUGGUGGCGAUUGUGAAAAGCCGGUCCUCCAAAUUUUAGGAACCAAAAAAAUAUCUGGAGGUGACAAUGAACGCUACAGACUUCUUGUAUCCGAUGGCAAAUACUUGAAUAGUUUCGCCAUGUUGGCCACACAAUUAAAUGAUUUGUACAAGGAGGGAAACCUUGUGGAAUAUACAAUUAUUCGCGUUGAUCGCUACAUCACUUCAAUGGUUAACAAAUCGGAUAAAGUUGAUAAGCGAGUGUUGAUCAUUUUAGAACUAACUGUUUUGAAUCAUGGAGCAGAAGUUGGUAAAAAAAUCGGUAAUCCUGUUCAAUUUACUGGUGAAGCAACAAUUGCUAAUAAACCUGCACCAGCGCCUGCUGCUCCACCAAAAUUGGCCAGUGAGUCAACAUACUCAUCGAAAACAACCAAUGGAAACUCAUAUAACUCUUCGUCAAACAACAACUAUAAUAGCACUUCAAUGAAUCAAUCGAUGAAUCCUUCCAUGACUGCUCCCAUAGCUAGUUUAACUCCAUACCAAAAUAAAUGGGUUAUCAAAGCACGUGUUACAUCCAAGUCAGGCAUACGUACUUGGAGUAAUGCUAAAGGAGAAGGCAAACUCUUCAAUAUGGAUCUCCUAGACGAAUCUGGUGAAAUUCGUGCUACAGCAUUCAAAGAGCAAUGCGAUCGGUAUUACGAUAUGAUUGAAGUGGAUAAAGUUUAUUUCUUCUCAAAGUGUCAGCUGAAGCCAGCAAAUAAGCAAUAUUCUUCUCUUAAAAAUGAUUACGAGAUGACUUUUACUGGAGAGACACUAGUUCAGCCUUGUGAAGAAGAAGACGAUGGCAUUCCACAAGUUCAAUAUAAUUUAGUGCCAAUUUCACAAAUUGCAAAUAUUGAACCUAAAGCUGCUGUUGACACAAUUGGUAUUUGUCGUGAUGUUGGUGAAUUAAAUACAUUUACUUCAAGGGCAAAUAAGGAAUUCAAAAAACGUGAACUAACUCUUGUUGAUAUAAGUAAUGCUGCGGUACAACUCACACUUUGGGGUGAUGAUGCAGAAAAAUUCGAAACUGGAUCACAGCACGUUAUUUUAGUUAAAGGAGCGCGUGUGUCCGAGUUUGGCGGUGGCAAAAGUUUAAGCAUGGGUGCCGGUUCUGUUAUGAAAAUAAAUCCAGACAUACCAGAAGGUCACAGACUUCGAGGAUGGUUUGAUAAUGGCGGUGGCGCUAACAUAUCUACAAGCGUUUCAACCAGAACUGGUGGUGGAUCUUACAACGCCGAUUGGGUAUCAUUUUAUGAAGCACGUGCUAAGAAUUUGGGUUCUGGUGAGAAACCAGAUUACUUCCAAUGCAAAGCUGUUGUUAGGCUAAUUCGAAGCACAAAUUCUACCUACAAAGCAUGUCCACAACCGGAAUGUAAUAAAAAAGUCAUUGAUGAAAAUAAUGGUCAUUAUCGCUGUGAAAAGUGUAAUGCUAUGUUCCCCGAUUUUAAGUAUCGCCUAUUGAUUAAUAUGGAAGUCGGUGAUUGGACCUCAAGCCGUUGGGUAACAUGUUUCAGUGAUUUGGGUGAACAAUUGCUGGGAAAGACAUCAAAGGAAAUUGGCGAAGCCCUUGAAAAUGAUCCACAGGAAGCUGAGCAAAUAUUUUCAUCAAUCAAUUUUCAUGAAUUUGUUUUUAGACUUAGAUCCAAAGUUGAAACAUAUGGUGAUACACCAAGGAAUAAAUUAACUGUAAUGGCUGCAUCUCCAAUUAAUCACAAAGAGUACAACAAAUAUUUAAUCAACAGCUUGAAAGAAUUAACUGGAAUUGGCAAAAAUGAUUGAAUUUCUUCUUAUUUAUAUUUCUUUGUUUCUUUAUGUUAUGUUUAUUAUUAUACUUUAUAAAAUAUUCCAGUGAAUACAAAUUUAUAAUGCAUAUUAAA